AUGGUGCAGCCUCACCUGCCUCUCCCCUCUCUCCUCUUCCUCCUCCUCCUCCCCUCCUUUCUCCCAUUGUGCACUUCUCUUCCGAACACCUUCUCCAAUGGUUCUUCUUUCUGUGGAAGCCCCCUGCCCAUGGUGGCUGCAGCAGGUCCAAUCCUACAGGAGCAGCCCUUCGUUGUGGUGUGGAACAUGCCCACAGCUCAUUGUGAGGAGCGCUACAACAUCUACCUGAACCUGAACGACUUCAACAUUGUGGAGAACCGACAACAGCGCUUCCAGGGACAGGUGACCGGGCUCUAUGGGGAAAGUUUGGUGUUACCAAUCACAUAAAGCCAGGGAAUUGUGAAUUUAAUGAAAAUCAAGAGUACUAAAUACUGUGCAAGUAUUGACAGGAAAAAAUAUGUUUAAAGUAUAUAAAGUAGAAAAUAUCCACCCAAGGGGGAGUAUCAUUGAAUUAUUAUUUAUGCAUUGAUGUGAAAGCAGAUCGAAGUGCUGAAGUGGGUUGUGUUUGGUGUAAAUGUAACCUUAUUUAACAGUAUAGUUUCUAUGCCGAUUAAUGGUUAAUUUAUCCAUCAAUACCAGAAAAAAUUAACAUUUUAAUCAGAAAACAAAUUCAAACUAAGCUCCAUACUAGAGAGCAAAAAGCAGCUGCACCCAAGCAGCAGCUUCUUGAUCAAUUGUGUCUGUUUGUAUGGUUUUAUAAUAUGAAUAAGUUGCUAUGAAGUACCUUACUGUUGUAUUUUUACUUAGAUAGCAAUUAAGCAUUCUUUUUUAUUUUAUUCGAAUUAAAGGAAAGCAGCAAAUCCAAACAUUUCAAAGCUCAAAAUAUCAACAUCAGGUUGUAUUCUAUAUUGAUCUAUGUUUCUGAUGGUAAGAAACUUUGCAAAUGGAGAUUCACAGUUAUCAUGCAUUCCAGGAGCUUCUUGUCCUUGAAGGCACCAUAGCUCUGGGACAUUGCUUAAUAUUCUCAUUUCUAAUCAAAGUAUCUUUACGUUUUGUUUGUUUGUUUGUUUGUUUGUUUGUUUGUUUUUGUUUGUUUUUUACAAUAUAUUGUAUGACUGAGGCAGAAGAGCUCAAACAAACCACAGCAACUACAGAGAUACACUGUCUCGCAUAUUUUUUAUAGCCUUACACGGUUGUGGUUGACUCCUCAGAUAGGUAUCUGGCCUUAAAAGAGACAACAUAUUUUAAACAUUCAUUGUCUUUGCUGUUCGGUGAGCCAUUGUAUCAUGGGGUAAUCAGAUAUUAGUGCAGAAAUUUGACUGCUUCUGUUAGAGAGGGUCAAUGGAAUUGCAGGCUUCGUUUUCAGUCCAGGUUAAAAUGUCCUACAUGCAAAGUUUUUGACCAUUUUCUAUGGGCAUUUUUAUCUAGAAUAUGACCAUCUUCUACCGGGAUCACCUGGGAAAGUAUCCCUACCUCUCCAGAGAUGGGAGGAGGGUGAAUGGAGGAAUACCUCAGCUUGGCAACCGGUCAGCUCAUCUUUCUCUCGCAGUGGCACAAAUAUCCAGCCUGAUGAAUCCAGACUUUAAGGGUUUGGCUGUCAUUGACUGGGAGGAGUGGCAGCCAAUAUGGGAGAGAAACUGGGGAUCCAAGAUGGAGUACCGGAGACUGUCCAAGGCGCUGGUGAAGAAGAAGAGACCUGAUUUGUCAAAGAGAGCAAGGAAAACCAUGGCAAGGUUGAAGUUUGAGAGGAGUGCUCAGAGGUUUAUGGAGGAAACGCUUCGGGUGGCUCUCAGGGAUCGACCCAAGGGUCUCUGGGGUUUUUAUGGUUUUCCUGCGUGCUAUAAUAGGCACAAGAGAAGGACGGGUAAGAGAAACACUUUAUGGAUGAAGCAAAUUGAGUGAUGGGAUGGUAGUUUGUAGAUAAGAGGAAGAUGUUUGGCCUCUUGCUGAAGUGCCUUAAGCCUUUAUGCCUUCAAAUGACCAGCAGGGGGAGACUGGUUACAGAAAAAGGUCCAAUCAGAAAAUGACCUAGUGCAUUUUUGAUUUGAAACUUCAUUUAAAUUGUCCCUAAUGAGUUUAUGGACCCAAACACUAUUAUUUAAUCUCAUUCAUUAAAUUAGGGAUAAAACAAGGUUCACUUUAGGAUGUUUCUGCCUGUGAUUGCUGCCCUUAUGGCUACCUAUAAAUCCAGAGACAUUUAUAGGUAGCAAAUUUACUUGCUGUCAAAACAUAGUCUCAUUAAUUGUUGAGAUUUCAGGUUUCAAAAGUUCACAAACCAACUGUUGAUGCCACAAUGGCUACAUCCCCAUUUAUACCAUUUAUGAUUAAUGCAAUUAUCAUGUACAAGGAGAAAUUUCUUUAGAGAUAACUUUAAUGGAGAUUGAACAAAAUAUUUUCAUUAUAAUUCAAUGAUAAAGUGUAGAGUAAAAGCUCAAAAAAUCUCUACAGGCUGUUCAAUAGUUAAUUUUUAAAAAAUACUUUUAGAACUGACAAAGCUGUUUCCUUGUUUUAUGUUUGUGUAAUCAGAUGAAAAGUACACAGGACGCUGCCACUCUGGGACCAAACAACAAAAUGACCAUUUGUCCUGGCUGUGGCAUCAGUCCACUGCUCUGUAUCCCAGUAUUUAUCUUCCACAGAGGCUGGCAGGAUCCAUGGAUGCAGCUCUGAUGGUCAGGUACAGUAAAUUGAAGCUCUCUCACAACAAAUUGCUUUAUUUAUAAAAACUGAUAGUUAAACUAAAUGUAAAAAAAGUGUUUUAACUUGUCAGUUAAUUACUGACCAAAUCAGGUAAUUUUUUUUAGCUAGAGUGAAAAUGUGUUUACCCUUACUUUGCUCUUUUUUGAAGGAUAUCAGUCUUUAUUAACUUCUUGUAACCAACACUAGCAUACAGCAGUGUCUGCUCAGCAGUGAUUCUCAGCAACAUGUGCUGCAGACAGUGCUGAGAAUGUUGUAUUAGGUUACUAUGUUGGCAAAAUAGCUUUAUUACACUGUUUUUAAAUCGCCUCAAAUAUUGUGUUCUGCAUCUCGUAUGUUUUGUAAACAGUAAUAAUGGUUGUAGACACAGGUAUAGCUGUGAAUUCAAUACUUGACAGAAGGUAAUAAGGUAACUACUGACGGGUAUUUUCUUUUAUUUCAGAUAUAGACUGCUGGAGGCCUUGAGAGUGGCAUCAGUUUGGCGCCAUGGCAACAACACUAAUCAUGCUACACCUGUUCUGCCUUAUGCCAGGCUAACAUUUGCACACACUCUCACCUUUCUAAAUAAGGUUUGUGUUGACUCAUCAAAACAUACACACUUGCUAACUCAAAUAUGCCAUUCAAAGUGUUUGCUUGUAUGUGCAGACAGACUUGGAGCACACACUGGGAGAGAGCGCAGCACUGGGGGCUGCUGGAGUGGUGCUGUGGGGAGAGAUGAAAUUUGCCAAGUCCAUGGUAUGUCAUAUGUUUGCUGGUAAGUUAUACAGCUAUGUUUGCUAGGGUUUGUGUGUAACCUUUUUUUCUUCCUUCACCAUCCAGCAUCAGUGCGUCCUGCUCAGAGACUAUGUUCACACUGUUUUGGGUCCAUUCAUCCUGUCUCUGAAGUCUGACACCCGGCGCUGCAGUCUCCAGCUUUGCCAUGGCAAUGGACGCUGCACCAGGCAGCACCCAACUUCAGGUCGCAUGCUCUUUAUAACAUCUGCCCCAAAUCAAAUGAAACACUUUAUGUGUCUUUGCUAUCCGGGCUGGACUGGACAAGAGUGCAAGGAAAAGGUGGAUACAACAAAGAAGAAUAAGUAA
Molecule: messenger RNA, 3714 nt
Organism: Xyrichtys novacula (pearly razorfish)
Lineage: Eukaryota; Metazoa; Chordata; Actinopteri; Labriformes; Labridae
Source: the annotation of a GenBank genome assembly